This is a messenger RNA of Acanthopagrus latus (yellowfin seabream), 2939 nucleotides long. Its product is annotated as un-named sa1261. The coding region runs from base 311 to 1783 and encodes 490 amino acids. The record is from RefSeq and is a predicted model, not a curated record. The transcript is spliced from 5 exons. Lineage: Eukaryota; Metazoa; Chordata; Actinopteri; Spariformes; Sparidae. Gene Ontology annotation, biological process: peptidyl-threonine phosphorylation; peptidyl-serine phosphorylation. Gene Ontology annotation, molecular function: ATP binding; protein serine/threonine kinase activity.
CAGUGAAGGUGUAUUAAUCUGUGUGGGAGGUCGACUCAGGAGUAGAUCAGUUAUUAUUUGCCUCUCCAGAGAACCAGCCAUUGUGAUUGUUAUUUUUGCUUUAAAUGCUUAUGAACUAACUCUGAACAUGAAGCUGGAGUCAUCUCAUUUAACAAAAAAAAAGUGUUGAGGGGAAUAAACGAAUAAAUAAAAUAAUUACAAUAUGGCGGCGACGUCGACGCAUCGCAGCUCCGGGCCAGCCCGCUCAGUGAGCCAUCAUGUAUACAUGUCUGCGGUUCCGACCCAGACAGACUUAUGAACAUAACUUUCCAUGACGUGGAUUUUGAGUUUGAGUAUAAAACAUCUGAGGCUCCGGGUCCUUCUCCAGAGGACAGCAGUAUCACUGGAUGUGACACAAGGCGAGCUGACAGACUCGACCCCGAUGCUGCAGCAUAUGACGACCAGGACACCGAGAGCAACGUGCAUCUGUUUCUCUGCUGAGAGGAGAGGGGACAUGGAACAUCCGUCUCCAGACCGGCUCCCCACCUCCCCCCGAGCCCCUCCUCGGCUCCGGCCCGUCCCCGCCGCAACAAUGAACUCCUCGCCCCACGGCUCCCGCGCCUCCGUCGACAUCCUGGAGGAGCUCCAGCUGAUCGCCGCGCAGAACCUGGAGAAGCUGGACAUCAACAAAUACUACGAGGUCGUCUGUGAGCUGGGAAAGGGCACCUAUGGGAAGGUGGACCUGGUCAUCCACAAAAUCAGAGGCACCAAGAUGGCCCUGAAGUUCCUGAGGAAGAAGACCACCAAGCUGAAGAGCUUCCUGCGGGAGUACAGCGUCUCUCUGUAUCUGUCGCCCUGCCCGUUCAUCAUCAACAUGUACGGCAUCGCCUUCGAAACGGACGAGUACUACAUCUUCGCUCAGGAGUACGCUCUGGCCGGGGAUCUGUUCGACAUCAUCCCUCCACAGGUUGGACUUCCUGAGUCGGUGGCUAAACGCUGCGUCCACCAGGUGGCGAUCGCCCUCGACUACCUGCACUGUAAGAAGCUCGUCCACCGAGACAUCAAACCCGAGAACAUCCUCAUUUUUGACAAAGAGUGCCGGAAGGUCAAGCUGUCAGACUUUGGCAUGACGCGGCGCGCCGGCUCUCCGGUGAAGCGCGUGAGCGGCACGAUCCCGUACACGGCGCCCGAGCUGUGCGACACCGCGCGACACGAGGGCUUCUGCGUGGACUACAGCACGGACGUGUGGGCGUUCGGCGUGCUGCUGUUCUGCAUGCUGACGGGGAACUUCCCCUGGGAGAAGGCCAUGCCGAACGACGCCUUCUACGAAGAGUUUGUGCGCUGGCAGCGUCGCCGGACGGGCACGGUGCCCUCGCAGUGGCGCCGCUUCACAGAUGAGGCUCUGCGAAUGUUUCGCAGGCUCCUCUCCAUCGAGCAGGAGCGCCGCUGCUCCGUCAAAGAAGUCUUCAGCUACUUCAACCUGUGCUGGAUGUUGGACACGGAGAACGGGAACAGUAGCAGCGGCGGCGCCGGUGGCGGCAGCGGGGGCGUGGCGAGCAGCGCGCCCCCUCUGGACAUGAGCUCGUCCUCGUCUGAAGAGGACGUAUUAGUGGACAGACUGAAGCAGCAGAGCCUGUCGCCGGCCUGCGUGGUGGCGAAGGGCAGCAUCAUGAUGGACACCCACUACUCCUCCAUGUCCACCAACAGCUCGCCGUCCUCCACCGGCAGCUACGACCGCGUCAACAGGGAAAACAACGAGCGAGGACGCAUCCUGGUAGCCACGCCCAUCGAGAUCUGCGUGUAGAGGCGGCCGACGCCGCGCGACAUUCUGCCGGCUCGCACGUGAAGGCUGCUGCGAGCCGACGAGGAAGAUUCUCCGUGUGAAAGAGGAGCGAAGUGUGACGACUGAUGUUCGACGUCAGGAAACUUUCUACGGUCCGACGCUCGACGAAGCUUCAGUGCAGAUUCUUUUUUUACUCAUUUCUGAUGAAGACGAGCUCUGAAGGAAAUGAGCGGUGAGACGAUCACAAACCUCCUGAACGCGGCCGACACGAACAAUGAACUCAACCGGACGACCUGUAAAGAAAAAAAAACAAAAACACUGACGGGGGAGGAAGAAGAAGAAGAAGAAAGAAAGAAAAACAUUCAUAAUCCUCGAGCAAUAUGUUCAAAUGUUUGGAAUAAUCCAGUCACUGCAAAAAUAAUCUGUGAAGAAAAAAAGACGUGAUCGGCUUCGACUUGUGACCGACGGUUCUGUUGUGUGUUUGUGUCGUGAACCAUCUUCAUGUUUUGGUAGUUGUGUGUCCGUACAGUGUGAAGACGUUCUUAUUUAUUUAUGUCGGUUCAACAUAUUUAUGAUUUGUUUCACCUGAGGUCUGGUUUUUUUCGUAGACGCGGGUGGUUUUGGUUUUUCGCAGAUCUACAUUUUUCCCGUCAUCGUGUUGUCGUAGUCGUGCGUCGACUGUUUCUCUCGCAUUAAAAUGUCCUUUUGUUUCGUUUUAACAUUUUUCAAAUACGAGCGGCUGAAAACAAGCUCGACAGAAAUAUUACUUGUUUUUCUUCUCUGAACUGCAGGUUGCUAUCAGCACAUAGAAGUGUGAUGAUUGACCCUUAUUUUCUACCUGCAUGGUUCAUAUAUUUGGACAUUUUUUCCCCUCGAAAAUAGGCAAGAUACAGGAAAUAUUCAGAGAAAUAAAUGUGUCGAUUUGAUCGUCUCUCAACACCAGAAGAAUAAAUCCAGUAUUUUUAAAAAAAAUUUUUUUUUUGCCCUCUCAACUUUUUAUUCCACUUUGUUUUGUUGUGUGAUCCAUGAGACCGGAUCAGGAGAAUGUAGAAAACAAGUCUUUGGAUUUUUGGGAUUACAGAAAUGUUUCAGCUCUCUUUUGUGUUUUUCAGAAGUAUUGCAUGAAGUGAUAUUACUGUGGUGAACAUUUGUUGAAAUAAACUUCCCGAGAAUUAAA